AUGACGGACUCCAAAUACUUCACCACCAAUAAGAAAGGAGAGAUUUUUGAACUGAAGGCUGAACUCAAUAAUGAAAAGAAAGAGAAGAGGAAAGAAGCUGUGAAGAAGGUUAUUGCAGCCAUGACUGUGGGGAAGGAUGUGAGCUCACUCUUCCCUGAUGUUGUGAACUGCAUGCAGACUGACAACCUGGAGUUGAAGAAGCUGGUCUACCUGUACCUGAUGAACUAUGCCAAAAGUCAGCCAGACAUGGCCAUCAUGGCUGUCAACAGCUUUGUGAAGGACUGUGAGGACCCCAACCCCCUGAUCCGGGCUCUGGCUGUCCGUACCAUGGGCUGCAUCCGUGUGGACAAGAUCACGGAGUACCUGUGCGAGCCCCUGCGCAAGUGCCUGAAGGACGAGGACCCCUACGUGAGGAAGACUGCGGCGGUCUGCGUGGCCAAGCUGCACGACAUCAACGCCCAGAUGGUGGAGGACCAGGGCUUCCUGGACUCCCUGCGGGACCUGAUUGCAGACUCCAACCCCAUGGUGGUUGCCAACGCUGUGGCUGCCCUGUCGGAAAUCAGCGAGUCACAUCCCAACAGCAACCUGCUGGAUUUGAACCCUCAGAACAUUAACAAGCUGCUGACAGCUCUCAAUGAGUGCACAGAGUGGGGCCAGAUCUUCAUCCUGGACUGUCUGUCCAACUACAACCCCAAGGAUGAUCGUGAAGCUCAGAGCAUUUGUGAGCGGGUGACCCCUCGGCUGUCUCACGCCAACUCUGCAGUGGUGCUGUCAGCAGUGAAGGUCUUGAUGAAGUUCCUGGAGCUUCUUCCCAAGGACUCUGACUAUUACAACAUGCUGCUGAAGAAACUUGCCCCUCCCUUGGUGACCCUGCUGUCUGGAGAGCCUGAAGUUCAGUACGUUGCCCUGAGGAACAUCAACCUGAUCGUGCAGAAAAGUGCAGAAGAACCAGGCUGGUGGCUUACUGAUCAAUCUGCAGAGCGCUGUGUGAGCACCCUGCUGGACCUCAUCCAGACCAAGGUCAACUACGUGGUGCAGGAGGCCAUCGUUGUCAUCAGAGACAUCUUCCGCAAGUACCCCAACAAGUACGAGAGCAUCAUCGCCACGCUGUGCGAGAACCUGGACUCGCUGGACGAGCCGGACGCCAGGGCUGCCAUGAUCUGGAUCGUGGGGGAGUACGCCGAGAGGAUCGACAACGCCGACGAGCUGCUGGAGAGCUUCCUGGAGGGCUUCCACGAUGAGAGCACCCAGGUGCAGCUCACCCUGCUGACUGCCAUAGUGAAGCUGUUCCUCAAAAAGCCUUCUGAGACACAGGAGCUGGUACAGCAGGUCCUCAGCCUGGCCACACAGGACUCUGACAACCCAGACCUGCGGGACCGUGGCUACAUCUACUGGCGCCUGCUCUCCACGGACCCCGUGACUGCCAAAGAGGUGGUGCUGUCAGAGAAGCCUCUCAUCUCUGAGGAGACUGACCUGAUCGAGCCCACCCUGCUGGAUGAGCUCAUCUGCCACAUUGGGUCUCUGGCUUCUGUCUACCACAAACCACCCAACGCCUUCGUGGAGGGCAGCCACGGCAUCCACCGCAAGCAUUUGCCGAUUCACCACGGCAGCACUGACGCUGGCGAUAGCCCUGUGGGCACCACGACCACCACGAACCUGGAGCAGCCACAGGUCAUCCCCUCACAGGGAGACCUUCUGGGUGACCUUCUCAACCUGGACCUGGGACCCCCAGUGAAUGUUCCCCAAGUGUCCUUGAUGCAGAUGGGUGCUGUGGACCUGCUGGGAGGAGGGCUGGACAGCUUGCUUGGCAGUGACCUUGGCGGGGGCAUUGGAGGAAGCCCGGCAGUGGGGCAGACCUACAUUCCCUCCUCCGUGCCAGCCACCUUUGCCCCUUCACCCACCCCGGCAGUGGUGAGCAGUGGACUCAACGACCUCUUCGAGCUCUCGCCUGGGAUAGGCAUGGCCCCUGGAGGAUACGUGGCUCCCAAGGCUGUUUGGUUGCCUGCAGUGAAGGCUAAAGGAUUGGAGAUCUCAGGCACAUUCAGUCACAGGCAGGGCCACAUCUACAUGGAGAUGAACUUCACCAACAAGGCUUUGCAGCACAUGACUGACUUUGCCAUCCAGUUCAAUAAGAACAGCUUCGGGGUCAUCCCAAGCACCCCACUGGCCAUCCACACACCUCUGAUGCCAAACCAAAGCAUUGAUGUCUCCCUGCCUCUCAACACCCUGGGACCAGUCAUGAAAAUGGAGCCUCUGAACAACCUCCAGGUGGCUGUGAAAAACAACAUUGAUGUCUUUUACUUCAGCUGCCUGAUCCCUCUCAAUGUGCUGUUUGUGGAGGAUGGCAAGAUGGAGCGCCAGGUCUUCCUCGCCACGUGGAAGGACAUUCCCAAUGAAAAUGAGCUCCAGUUCCAGAUUAAGGACUGCCACCUGAAUGCUGACACCGUCUCCAGCAAACUGCAGAACAACAACGUCUACACCAUUGCAAAGAGGAAUGUGGAGGGCCAGGACAUGCUCUACCAGUCCCUGAAGCUCACCAACGGCAUCUGGAUCCUGGCUGAGCUCCGCAUUCAGCCGGGGAACCCCAACUACACGCUCUCCCUGAAGUGCCGUGCUCCCGAAGUGUCCCAGUAUGUCUACCAGGCCUACGAUGCCAUCUUGAAGAACUAACAGGAGCUCAGCCUGUGCCUCACCCUGCAGGAGGAGGAGGGGGCAGAAAGGGGUCCCCAGCCAGCCCCUCCUUCACCACUGGCACAGGGGAGAAGCACUUGUAACUGGAAGCAGCUGUAUUCAUGUGUAGGGUUGCAGUCAGAGGCACUGAGUAAACAAAGGUAGCAAUUAGUGUCCACGUUCUAAUGAUGGUAGGGAGCAAACCCCCUUUGGUAUUUUUAGCAUCCAUGGAGUUUGGAACCACUGCUUCACCCCUCCCUCCCCUCUCACUCGCCGUCCGUCCUCGUGGGCUUCUCCCAUUCUGUGCCAACGUUCAGUGUUUUCUAAAUGGCUUUAGGUGUAGUUAGGGGUUUGUAAGAUAUUGCUCACUGGAGAGAACCCAAGCUCCAAGCACAUCUCAGCUCAUUAAAACAAGG
This is a messenger RNA of Indicator indicator, 3086 nucleotides long. RefSeq names its product adaptor related protein complex 2 subunit beta 1 (gene AP2B1). The transcript has 20 exons. Gene Ontology annotation, cellular component: membrane coat; clathrin adaptor complex. Lineage: Eukaryota; Metazoa; Chordata; Aves; Piciformes; Indicatoridae. Gene Ontology annotation, molecular function: clathrin binding. The record is from RefSeq and is a predicted model, not a curated record. Gene Ontology annotation, biological process: intracellular protein transport; vesicle-mediated transport. The coding region runs from base 1 to 2670 and encodes 889 amino acids.